AUGGGUAAUUCACCCUCAUGUCCUGUUAAAACGGCCCUAAAAGGUCUGUUAAAAGCUAAGGAUUUGGAACUUAAAGAUAGGAUCAUUGAAAAUUUUCUAAAGGAGGUUGAUAGAGUUGCUCCGUGGUAUGCAGUGUCUGGACACCUCACAAUCAACAGUUGGGAUAAGCUCGGUAGAGACCUCGAUGCUGCAUGGGAAGAGGGACACCUCAGAGCGGGAGUUCGAGGGGUUUGGAAGCUGGUACGUGACUGUUUAAAAAAUGACAAGUGUGUGACUGCCUUAAGAAAGUCCGAAGAGGUUCUAGAACAGAUAAAAGAAACACGCUCAGAGGAAUCACAGUCAGGAGAAAGGCUCUACCCUAGCUUGGAGGACGCCAGUGAUACUGAAGAUAAGAGUUCAGACAGUGAUAGUUCUAGUGAGGAACAUUUAGAUGACUUAGAGGAAAAAAAUCACAAUCUUUUGUUAAGACUGGAGAGGGCCAGACUACUUAAAAAGGGGAAGCGAGAAAGACGGAAGCAAGGGAGAGACUCAGAAGAGUCUCCACCCUGUCAUAUGGAGCCUAGUGCUCCGCCCAUCCCUCUGCCUUACGGGCAAGAGUCACCUCCCUUACGGACUUCCUUUUGCCCUGAAGCAUGGAGGCAAGCUGCAGAGGCCUUCCCUGUUUUUGAGGACGCCAACCAGCAGCGUUAUCAUGAACCUGUUGACUUUAAACAAUUGAAGACAUUAGCAGAAUCAGUAAAGACCUAUGGGGUAGGAGCAUCAUUUACUCUUGCACUGCUGGAACAUCUUGCUCUACAUGCUCAAACGCCAGCUGAUUGGCAGAGCACAGUGAAAGCCUGUUUAACUGUUGGUCAAUACUUAGAUUGGAAAUCACUCUACACCGAUUAUGCCCUAGGCCAGGCGCGACAAAAUGCAGCACAAGGUCAACCAGCAUGGACUUUUGACAUGUUGACUGGCCAGGGACAGUGGGCUAAUAAUCAGACAGUUUACCCCCUACAAGUUUAUACUCAAAUAAAUGAGAUAACAAUUAAAGCUUGGAAGAAAAUUCCUAAUAAAGGUGAAGUGACUGGAAAUUUGUCAAAGAUAAUUCAAGGGCUUACUGAGCCAUCCUCUGAUUUUGUAGGAAGGAUGGUUGAGGCAGCAGGGAAAAUUUUUGGUGACCUAGAUACAGCUAUGCCUUUAGUAGAGCAGCUCAUAUAUGAACAGAGUACUAGAGCAUGCCAGCAAACCAUCACCCCGUGGAAAAAUAAGGGACUCCAAGUAUGGUUAAAGUUUGCAGGGAAAUUGGUGGCCCCCUGA
This is a messenger RNA of Elephantulus edwardii (Cape elephant shrew), 1299 nucleotides long. RefSeq names its product igE-binding protein-like. The transcript has a single exon. Bases 1 to 1299 code for a protein of 432 amino acids. The record is from RefSeq and is a predicted model, not a curated record. Lineage: Eukaryota; Metazoa; Chordata; Mammalia; Macroscelidea; Macroscelididae. Gene Ontology annotation, molecular function: structural molecule activity. Gene Ontology annotation, biological process: viral process.